Saccharomyces paradoxus is the source of this 546-nucleotide messenger RNA. It is a transcript of the gene APT2, whose product is annotated as adenine phosphoribosyltransferase APT2. The transcript has a single exon. Gene Ontology annotation, biological process: adenine salvage; AMP salvage. The coding region runs from base 1 to 546 and encodes 181 amino acids. NCBI's taxonomy places the organism in Eukaryota, Fungi, Ascomycota, Saccharomycetes, Saccharomycetales, Saccharomycetaceae. Gene Ontology annotation, cellular component: cytoplasm. The record is from RefSeq and is a predicted model, not a curated record. Gene Ontology annotation, molecular function: adenine binding; AMP binding; adenine phosphoribosyltransferase activity.
AUGUCUGUUUCUGAAUCCUAUACAAAGGAGAUAAAAGGUGCAUUUAGGCAGUUCACUGACUUUCCCAUAAAGGGCGAGCAAUUUGAGGAUUUUUUACCCAUUAUUGGAAACCCCAUGCUAUUCAAAAAGUUGAUAGAUACGUUCAAAGCACAUUUAGAAGAAAAGUUCGGAAAAGAAAAAAUCGAUUUUAUCGCGGGUAUAGAAGCCAGAGGACUUUUGUUUGGGCCAUCUCUAGCAUUGGCACUAGGCGUUGGAUUUGUGCCAAUAAGAAGGGCCGGAAAAUUACCGGGUGAGUGUGCUGCAAUAACGUUCACAAAAUUAGAUCAUGAAGAAGUCUUCGAAAUGCAAGUUGAAGCCAUUCCCUUUGAUUCUAACGUAAUUGUCGUGGAUGAUGUUCUCGCCACCGGCGGUUCGGCAUCUGCCGCGGGCGACCUUAUCGAACGAGUGGGUGCUCAUAUUCUGGAAUAUGACUUCGUGCUAGUGUUAGAUAGUUUACAUGGUGAAGAAAAAUUAACUGCCCCUAUCUUUUCUAUAUUGCACUCCUGA